This is a messenger RNA of Musa acuminata subsp. malaccensis (wild Malaysian banana), 827 nucleotides long. Its product is annotated as protein EMBRYO DEFECTIVE 514. Lineage: Eukaryota; Viridiplantae; Streptophyta; Magnoliopsida; Zingiberales; Musaceae. The record is from RefSeq and is a predicted model, not a curated record. Gene Ontology annotation, biological process: chloroplast organization; nucleologenesis; chloroplast rRNA processing. Gene Ontology annotation, cellular component: chloroplast; nucleus.
UAGUUAAACUUGCACGCUCGCUCCUCGUCGAUCAUGGCGGAAGAUCUCGCGGAUAACCCUCAGUUAUUCGAGGGAGACGAGCUCAUGGCGGAAGCGGUGCCGGCUGAGAGCGGUGGCAGCGCUGAGAAGAGGAGAAGAGAGGAGGCCGGCGAGGAGGACUCUGUUUCGAAGAGGCAGAAGCCGGAGGGUUGUUUGGAAGAAGAAGGGACGGAUGGAGUUGAAGGAGAGGAGGAAGUUGGAGGCGAUGUGGAGGUGCGAAGAAGCAGGGACGGUGGGGAGUCGGAGGUGGCAAGUAUCGGACCGAAGGUGUUUACGUCGUCAGUGGAGAUGUUUGAUUACUUCCUGAAGCUUCUCCGUUCCUGGUUGCCCAAUCUUAAUAUCAACAAGUAUGAGCACAUGGUAUUGCUGGAUUUGCUGAAGAAGGGGCAUCCUGAACCUGCCAAGAAGAUUGGAGAAGGAAUCGAGGCAUUCCAGGUGCGCUAUCACCCGACAUAUAAAAGUCGAUGCUUCUUUCUUAUUCGGGUCGAUGGUACUACUGAUGAUUUUAGCUUUCGUAAAUGUGUGGAUAAGAUACUCCCCUUGCCUGACCAUCUGAAAGUCCAGUCAACAUCAGAUAAUGAUAGGGUUUUGGGCAACAAACAUGGAAGCCAUCAGAGAGGAGGUGGCAGAAGAGGUGGUCGAGGCUAUGGAAAGAGGGGUGGUUUCAGGAAAUGAAUGUCAGAAUUUUUUUUUCCUUCUGAUUUAAAAUAAAUGCCAGAUUGAAUUUUAUUUUACCAAAGGGAACCAUUAUGCACGAGUGCUUUUUAUAAAAUAGAGCCUUCUUUCUA